CGUCCCUAGGCGGCGGUGAACUACGCUUCCCAAUACUCUUAAGCAAUGGAAGUGACGUAAAGAGCAGACAGAGUUGGAGGGUUCGGGUGAAAAUGGCUGAAUAUUUAGCUUCGAUAUUCGGGACUGAGAAGGACAAGGUUAACUGCUCUUUUUACUUUAAGAUCGGGGCCUGCCGGCACGGGGACCGGUGCUCCCGGCUUCACAACAAACCGACUUUCAGCCAGACCAUAGUGCUGCUCAACCUGUACCGGAAUCCACAGAACACCGCCCAAACCGCAGACGGAUCGCACUGUCACGUGAGCGACGUGGAGGUGCAAGAACACUAUGAUAACUUCUUCGAGGAGGUGUUCACCGAACUGCAGGAGAAGUACGGGGAGAUUGAAGAGAUGAAUGUGUGCGACAACCUGGGGGACCACCUCGUGGGCAAUGUCUAUGUCAAGUUUCGCCGCGAGGAGGAUGCAGAGCGGGCAGUGGCUGAACUCAAUAACCGCUGGUUCAAUGGGCAGGCUGUACAUGCCGAGCUGUCUCCUGUCACCGACUUCCGGGAGUCAUGCUGUCGGCAGUAUGAGAUGGGGGAAUGUACCCGCGGUGGCUUCUGCAACUUCAUGCACCUGCGACCCAUCUCCCGGAACCUCCGGCGACAGCUCUAUGGGCGCGGACCCAGGCGCAGGUCACCCCCUAGGUCUCAGGCCAGCCACCGUCCCAGAGAAAGAAACCGACGACGAUCCCCAGACCAUCGGCAUGGCCGCUUCUGAGACCCUGGACCCCUUGCCCUCCAUCCCUGACAGGCACAGAUGUUCCUGGCCAGGACGCCUCCUCAAAGCUUCCCUAACUCCCCACCGCCAUCUUCCCCAGCCUCCAGGGCUCCAGGAUGUAAUCUGUUCUACACAGGGCCCUUUUCCUACCAUCCCUCCCCUAAUAAAGUUGUGUAUUGAGGCUUUA
This is a messenger RNA of Diceros bicornis minor, 942 nucleotides long. It is a transcript of the gene U2AF1L4, whose product is annotated as U2 small nuclear RNA auxiliary factor 1 like 4. The transcript has 8 exons. Gene Ontology annotation, biological process: mRNA splicing, via spliceosome. Gene Ontology annotation, molecular function: pre-mRNA 3'-splice site binding; metal ion binding. Gene Ontology annotation, cellular component: spliceosomal complex; U2AF complex. The record is from RefSeq and is a predicted model, not a curated record. The coding region runs from base 93 to 755 and encodes 220 amino acids. Lineage: Eukaryota; Metazoa; Chordata; Mammalia; Perissodactyla; Rhinocerotidae.